CAAUAAAUGAAAAAAAAAGUCUGAAAAAGCUUCUUUUUGUACUUUAUAGGUUAUAUUAUUAUAAAACAAAAAAAAAUUUUUUUGAAAUAGUCAAAAUUGUUUUAUCUUUAUUCAAUUCAAAUAUAUAUAAUAAUUAUUUUUGUAUCCCAAAGUGAACCAUGUUAGCUGUACGUACGAAAUUUAGGCUUGUGGUUUUUACUACACGAUCAUUAGCUUUACGCUGUAAAGAAUCGAGACAUUUAACUGUCGGUAAUAUUUAUGCAAGAUUUGAACCCGAUAACUCUUUAUUGUUUACAAAAUAUAGAAGCUUCAGCACAGCAACAGAACAAAAGCAAACAGAUACACUAAAAGGUGGUUCAGAGAAGAGAGAAUUCCAAGCUGAAACACGGAUGUUACUGGAUAUUGUAGCCAGAUCAUUAUAUUCAGAUAAAGAAGUAUUCAUAAGAGAACUGAUCUCAAAUGCCAGUGAUGCUCUGGAAAAGUUUCGUUAUUUAAGUGUAAGUGCAGCAGCGGAUUCUCCUCAAUUGGUGGAAACAGACAGACCUCUGGAGAUCAAGCUAACAACAGACAAACAGAAUAGAACUAUUACAUUCCAGGAUUCUGGUAUUGGUAUGACAAAAGAGGAACUUACUCAAAAUUUGGGCACUAUUGCCCGUUCUGGUUCUAAGUCAUUUAUUGAAGAGAUUAAAAAGCAAGGUGCAGAACAGGCCAGCUCAAUAAUAGGCCAAUUUGGAGUAGGUUUUUAUUCUGCUUUCAUGGUUGCUGAAAAAAUUGAAGUGUAUACUAGAAGCAGUAAAUCAGGAUCUCCAGGCUACAGAUGGCUGUCAGAUGGGUCAGGAAUGUAUGAAAUCCAAGAAGCUGAUGGUGUCCCUGUCGGAACAAAAAUUGUAGUAUAUCUAAAAACAGAUUGCAGGGAGUUUGCCGAUGAUGAUACAGUAAAAAAUAUAAUAAAGAAAUACAGCAAUUUCAUAGGCAGUCUUAUCUUUCUAAAUAAUGAGCAAGUCAACUCUAUCAAGCCACUAUGGCUAAUGGAACCCAAGGAAGUCACUCAAGAGCAGCACACAGAAUUCUAUAAAUUUAUUAGCAAUUCAUAUGAUAAGCCAAGAUUCACACUGCACUAUAAAACAGAUGCUCCACUCAGCAUUAGAUCUAUAUUAUACGUACCCGAAGGAAAGCCUGGACUAUUUGAAUUAUCUCGUGAUUCUGAUGUUGGUGUAGCUUUAUACUCUAGAAAAAUUUUAAUCAAAAGCAAAGCAGAGAAUAUUUUGCCAAAAUGGUUGCGAUUUGUAAAAGGUGUUGUUGAUUCAGAAGACAUUCCUUUAAAUCUUAGUAGAGAAUUAUUGCAAAACAGUGCGUUGAUAACGAAACUAAGGACAGUCCUUACUAACCGAUUCCUUAAGUUUAUGGUUGAGAUGUCACAAAAAGAUCCUGUCGGAUAUGACACAUUCUAUAGAGAUUAUUCUAUAUUUUUGAAAGAGGGUAUUGUUACUAGCCAAAGCCCACUUGAAAAGGAAGAAAUUGCAAAGUUACUUAGGUUUGAAUCAUCAAAACUUGAAAAUGGCGUUCGAACCUCUCUGCUAGACUAUAGCAAACGUCAGAAAGAUGAUCAAAAAUCUAUUUAUUAUCUAGCUGCCCCUAGUCGAGAAUUGGCUCAAUCAUCGCCAUAUUACGAGUCACUCAAGAAAAGGGACCUUGAAGUUUUGUUCUGUUACGAAAUGUAUGACGAACUAGUCCUUCUUGAGUUGAAAGAAUUUGGCGGCAGAUCAUUAGUUUCUGUCGAAAAUGAUAUGCAGAAGGAAUCAACAGAUACACCUGAUUCAGUCAUAGGUAGUGAUACUCUUCAGCAGACACAAGUCAAUGAAAUAAUCACAUUUUUGAAAUCCAACUUAACGGGUAAAGUAUUUGAAGUGCGCACUACGCAGAAACUGGACUCUCACCCGUGUGUCAUCAUUGUACCUGAAAUGGCAGCCGCCCGACAUUUUAUAAGAACACAAGCUCAAAAUCUAAGUGAAGAAAAUCGAUAUGCUCUAUUGAGGCCUCAGCUUGAAAUUAAUGCCAGGCAUCCGAUAAUUAUAAAGUUACACAAACUAAUCUCUGAUGACAAAGAAUUGGCUAACAUGGUGGCGCAACAAUUAUUCUCUAAUGCCAUGGUUACUGCUGGACUUAUAGUGGAUCCUAGAAAUUUGAUAACACACAUCAAUGAUUUAUUGGUUAAAGCAUUAGAAAAGCAUUAAUUGUUUAAUUAUAAUAUUAUUAUUAUAGUCGUUGUUAUCAUAAA
This is a messenger RNA of Galleria mellonella (greater wax moth), 2278 nucleotides long. RefSeq names its product heat shock protein 75 kDa, mitochondrial (gene Trap1). The coding region runs from base 159 to 2234 and encodes 691 amino acids. NCBI's taxonomy places the organism in Eukaryota, Metazoa, Arthropoda, Insecta, Lepidoptera, Pyralidae. The transcript is spliced from 13 exons. Gene Ontology annotation, molecular function: ATP hydrolysis activity; ATP-dependent protein folding chaperone; ATP binding. The record is from RefSeq and is a predicted model, not a curated record. Gene Ontology annotation, cellular component: mitochondrial inner membrane. Gene Ontology annotation, biological process: protein folding.